AUGAGGCAGCUCAAGUUUCACGAGCAGAAGCUGCUGAAAAAGCAUGACUUCUUGGCAUGGAAGCAAGAUGCUGGUAUGCGCGAGGUGAAGGUGAUGCGGCGGUACCACAUUCAAGACCGCGACGACUACCACAAGUACAACAAGCUCGUAGGCAAGCUUCGACAUCUCGCGCUGCGUCUGUCGACUCUUCCCGUUGCGGAUCCUUUCCGGGGCAAGCACGAGCAAGGAAUGCUUGCCAAGCUGUACGAUAUGGGACUUCUCGACACGGGCGCCAAGAUGUCCGACAUCACUAACAAGCUCAACGUAUCCGCGUUCUGCAGGCGCCGUCUUCCCGUGGUAAUGGUGCGGCUCAAGAUGUCCGAAACGGUCGGACAGGCGGUCAAGUACGUCGAGCAGGGCCACAUUCGUGUGGGACCGGAUACCAUCACGGACCCAGCGUUCAUGGUCACAAGGAACAUGGAGGACUUCGUCACCUGGGUCGACACGAGCAAGAUCAAGCGCACCAUCGCCAAGUACAACGACGAGCUCGACGACUUUGACCUGCUCUGA
Moesziomyces antarcticus is the source of this 549-nucleotide messenger RNA. Its product is annotated as alpha-L RNA-binding motif-containing protein. Gene Ontology annotation, cellular component: small ribosomal subunit; small-subunit processome; Mpp10 complex. The record is from RefSeq and is a predicted model, not a curated record. Gene Ontology annotation, molecular function: structural constituent of ribosome; rRNA binding; snoRNA binding. The coding region runs from base 1 to 549 and encodes 182 amino acids. NCBI's taxonomy places the organism in Eukaryota, Fungi, Basidiomycota, Ustilaginomycetes, Ustilaginales, Ustilaginaceae. The transcript is spliced from 2 exons. Gene Ontology annotation, biological process: rRNA processing.